GAUCUAUAAUCGCCAUCUCUAAUCCGUCCCCUUCUUAUAAAUCAUCUCGAUCACUUUGAUCCAGCCGCACCGCACCGCACCGCACCGCAUCCAACGCGCAUUCUCCUCCCACCCAUUUCUCGCGGGUUCGCUGGUUCGCUGGUUUACCGUUGCCGUUACCGUUGUCAUAUAUUGCUAUAUUGCUAUAUUGCUACAUUGCUACAUUGCCGUGCCAUCUCGCUAUAUCGCGACAUAAUCCGUAUAAUAACUUGUUAUAAUAUAUCAUUCAAUAUACGACACCCAUAUAGUCGAUCAAUUAAUUCAUUCAUUUUAAGCUCAAUUUCUCAUCCUUAACUUUAAUUAAUUCACUGCAAACAGCAGCACACCUUUCUUCUAGCUUUUUCGUUUCGUUUUUUUACUUUCCAUCUUCCUAUUCCAUACUCACAUUCGUUCUCUUCAAUUGUGUUUUUGUUUCACUUUCCGAUCUUCAUUAAUUCAUUCGCAAUUCCGCAUUCAUCAAAUGCUCGUCCAGCGUACCUCUAUCUCUACACAUUUGCAGCUAUCGUAGCUUAAUCCGGUGAAAUUUCAUACUAAACUUCACAUCCAUUAAAACCCUCAGCUUCUGCCGCAUGAAUGUUUCUGGAGAACCUAAUCAUUCAUAUUUGGCUUUGCAGUCCAGCUUAGCAAGAGAUUUUCAAUUCGAGAGAAAAGUUAUGAGAUGGCGCCCAAAGAAUCUCGGCGAAAGAGUUUAAGUCUCCUUUCCAGAGCAUCAUUUUCAAAUCUCGCCCAUAUCAACACCGACGUCAACAAUGGCAGCGCAGGCGACAAGGAGCAGAAGGAUAAGAAGAAGCUGGGGAAGAGAACUUCGAUAUUCGGCAGUCUGACACCGUCAAUGUACAUCGACACAGAAAAUACAAGCCACAGUCCUACCAAAGCCGACGCCCAUUCACCCAAACUGCGACCGCGGACACUACAAAAAGGCAGACCAACUUCAUUAUUCGGUUCCUUGGGGAGAAGGUCGAUGACCGAUGUGGACGAGGAUAAGGAGGUUACAGGCACAACUCCUGAAUCUCCUGAAGAGGAGUAUCACUAUCUUGCAGCGGGCAUUCUCAAUGCGAGCAGCGCUGUUUCGAUACUUCACCAUGGCGAAGUUCAGACGACGACUUCGAUGUUUAGAAAGAAGAAGGAAUACCUUGUCCUGACGGAUACACACUUGACACGGUUCAAGAGCAUGGCGCGAGCCAUAGAGGCAUUUCCUAACAUACAACCGGCGCACUUGCGUCAAUCUCAUCGCCAGUCAUCUACUGCAUCGAUAGGGUCGCUACAAGAAGUACAGUCUCAAGCUUCGCAUACAUCAACGGAGGGCGAAAAUAGAAUCCCCUUGGGUCAAGUUGUCACAGUCUACAAGAUGGAGGAUGGACGGCCAUUUUUCACAACCGAGGUCGUGUUUUUAGACGAGGAUUACCAUGGAGUAGGAUCCAUUCAGCUUAUGUUACAUGACCCAAAGGACGCAGAUUUAUGGUCUACUUCGAUAAGAGCCGCUGCGCAGAAAGCCAGACUUAUGAUGCCGGAGCCAUACCCCGAACGAGUUGUCCGAUACCUUGUUCAGACCCUGGAGGGAGUUGACGACUACGACUCGAACCAUUUCCAAGUAUUCAGGGUUGUCAAACGAGCUCCAUUGGCAAAGGGUGCACGCUCUUCUUCGGACGACCUUCAAAAACUUGGAUCAUCGGUGUUCUACAUGGUUAUUGGUAUAAAUCGAUUGCAUCUGAUACCCCUCCCAGACUUUACCCUGCCUUCCGGUGCUCUUUUUCAUCCAAAAUCAAGUCGCACUUCGUACGGCCUUGUAUCCCUAGUUGCAAUGAACGUGCAAUACUCUGAUGAUCGAUUUGAGCUCGCAUUCAGAUGUGACAUUUGACGGUUGCGAGUGCCAUUGUCUGUCCUAGCAUGGCAAUUGCAGCUCGUUAUGCCUGAUAUUAUUCCUGUAUCCGCGUUGUGCCUUUAUAUGAAGCAGGUGUAAACACCUGCAUGUAUCUAAAUAGCCCAUACAUUCAAACACCACUUCAGCAAGCCAAGAUGCUCGAGUUAGCAGCUUCAGCCACGCAUGACAUUGCUGUGGUCAUAUUUCAAGCCAUACAGUAUCUCAAACCAGCAUGGCUGGACUACAACUUCACGUUUAACGGGCCCAUGCGUCUAUUAGAGUCUAGUGACAUCCCUCUAGUUCACGAAGAAGAGGAGUAUGGGUGUUUUGAUAGGACCCUGGUUGCUUAUUGUAUGGCCUACAAUUGUAAUCCCGUGAACAUAAAAUAUGCAGUCGAUUGGAAUGUUGAGGAUGCUCCAGAAUUUCGCCUCUACCCUCCUGCCAUGACGGCUAAAUAUACGAUUUACGAACUGCUUGCUAUUUUCAGGUCUUUACGAUAUAACGAAUCUUUUCGCUCAAUUUCUUUUGCAGAUAUUGAUCUUCAUUGUAUGCAUGGUAUUGUGGAUUCCUACGGUAUAGAUCAUGUAGCGUGGACUACUCGGAUGGGAAUCGCGAUAGAUACCUACUUUACCAUGAAGCCACAGGAUGGAUCACUAUUGUACCAAGAAGUUCAAGCACUUGCUCUGAAGUCGCUACAACUUCGAAAGGUAGAUUUCAGUAAUGCUCUUCCCAGAAGAAGACCGCGAGACACUUUUGAUGAUGAAGGUGGUGUUCUACAGAAAGAUCCGGGUUGCGAAAUUACUGCAGCAUUGAUGCCAUUGUGCCGUGCACAACUGACCGAUGUCAAUUGGAUUGUUCUUAACGGAAUUGAGUUGGGAGAAACGGAUCUCGAUGCGAUGAUUCCUGCGCUUAAUAAUCCAAAAGCUGAGAUCAGGGCGAUCGAGUGCUCGCGCUGUGGCCUUAGUGAUCGUGGGAUAAUGCAACUCUUGACUCAUCUGGAGCGACAAAACCAAACACUAGAGUGCAUCAAUAUAUCUAACAACCCCGGGAGAAUUCUUCUUGAACGAUUUCAAGUAUCCAUGAGUCGUUUCUCGCACGUUCGCAAGCUCGAUCUUUCAAUGAUUACUCGUACAUCUGGUGAUCAACCACUUUUUGUUCCUGAAGUUAUGCUCUCUUGGAGGUUGGAGGAAUUGAUUUUGAAUGGAAUUCCUGUAAACGAUCAAACUUUGGAUACAAUUUCUGCCUAUCUUACAAGUGAUAUGUCAGAUCAACUUCGCACCUUACAAAUGGACCAGUGCAAUUUGAGCGGAUCGCAUGUUGCUCUUCUCAUGAGAGCUAUGACUCGAGUCGCUGGUCAACCUCGUGACUUGGAGCUUCACGUAAGUGCCAACCGACUUGAGAAGGGGAUAAGUGAUUUUGUGAAAGCUAUCCAAGAAAAUUUCACUCCCACCAAACUCGUGGUUCGGAUGAUCGAAUUUACAAAAGAGGAUUACUUCAAGCGAUUACUGGAAGCCCUGCGCACCAAUACUACGAUCCAGGUCCUGGAUAUUUCGAAAGCUUCCCUUCCAUAUGAUGCAAGUCCGGAGACAUGUGAAACCAUGCAGAGGGUUUUCGCCGAGAAUACCACACUUGAGGACUUGGAUAUUUCUGGAGAACAGGCACAUCUGGAGGUCACGCGAUUCGGAAUAGGCUUAAAUCAGGCGUUGACUGGUCUCAAAAAGAAUAGUACUUUGAAAUCUCUUCGUAUAGAGUACCAAAACUUAGGUCUGGAAGGAGCAAAUACGCUCUCCUCUGUUUUGGAAGAGAAUAGGGGUCUGACGCAUAUCUUUUGUGAACACAAUGAUAUCAAUCUUCAAGGAUUCACCAUACUCGUCAAUGCUAUCGCAAAAAAUCACACUGUUCUUGAAGUUCCUUAUAUGCAAGACGAUCAAGACAUCGCUAUGAAACGAAUGAGUGCCAGCAUGAGGGAUACACGCCGCGCCACGAGCUCUUCGGGCCGUGAAAAUCACCACGUAAAGAGUUCAGUAAAGCGGACGUUGAAAACUUUUGGGGUUGGGGUUGAGAAGCCUGUGAAACAAGAAUUAACACCUCAAGAUGUUGAUCAAGUGGUAAAGGUCUUGGCCGAGAAGUGGAAUACGGAGAUUGGGAGACUAUCUAUGUUCUUGGAAAGAAACAGAAACAUAGCUAUGGGUGUGGAAGGGUACGAUCCUGUUGAAAUUAUAGGCGAACAUGCUAUGCGUCCUACUACUGCGAUGAGUGACCGAGGGAUUUUAGAACAAGUUUUAAGCAACACGACGCCUAGGAUUGAACUGGGAAAUCCAGUCGAAAUCACAAAUGAUCGAUUUUCUGGUAUGACGCCAUUAGCGGAGGUACUUAAUCCCAUGGAAAUGGAAAACGAGAGGCCUGUCGAUGAAAAGGACAAUAUUCAAUUCAAACGUAUACAUUACAAACGCAGUAAGGAUGGAGGUCUGCUGCCUGAUUUACCUUCUUUGGACAGUGAAAAUAUGUUUGGAUUGGAGGAAAGGGAAGAGGUCCAACUUAAACCUAAACGCAUUUCUUACAAACGUAGUAAGGAUGGGGGCUUACUGCCUGAUUUAGGGUCGUUGGGCAAUGAGAAGAUGUUUGGAUUGGAGGAAAGAGAAGAGGUCCAACUUAAAUCUAAACGCAUUUCUUACAAACGUAGUAAGGACGGGGGCUUACUGCCUGAUUUAGGGUCGUUGGGUAAUGAGAAGAUGUUUGAGUUGGACAAUGGGUUGUUUGAAAUGGAAUCUUGAUUCUUUGAUUUCAGAUUUAGUACUUUUGUAUGGUUCAUUGUUGCGAUAUUUGCUUGCUUUGAGUCGCGUUGCAUUUGGGAUGGAGUUACGGAAUUGGUUUACUACUUUACUCGCACUAAAAGCAAAAAAGUGAAUGCAUACUUGCAAGCGCGCGUGGCAUAGAAUACAGCUAUACAGCUAGUAACAGGGAUAGGGAAUACUCUUUACUUUUGUCUCAUGGUUGGAUUAAUGGAAAGGUAGUCGGGAAGUGCAGUUGCAUGCAUAUCUGUAUAUUGAGGAAUGGACGGAUUGGGAUGGAUGGCGAGGGAUACAAUCAUUGAAUUGGGUGAACUUGACUAUAUUAAAGAUACAGGUAAAGGAAGGGGAGGGAAGGGUGUUUUAGGAGUAUUUAUGCUUGUUGCAUCAUUCAUUGAUAGGCGUUGGGAGAUUUGGAUUUUGAUAGGGCGUUAGGAGCGAGAUUUCGAGAUGUUGAAUAGAGUGCUCAUGCACAUAUAAACUAGGCGAUUGGAUUGGUGAGGAAUCUUUGUGCUUGGAAGUAUGUUGAAUAUAUUAUGAAGGUGGAUGGAUACACCAAAUGAGCAUUCGUAGAUUUAUGAAUUGAAUCGAGAAUCAAUUUUUUUCUACACA
This is a messenger RNA of Botrytis cinerea B05.10, 5301 nucleotides long. RefSeq lists its product as hypothetical. Lineage: Eukaryota; Fungi; Ascomycota; Leotiomycetes; Helotiales; Sclerotiniaceae. The record is from RefSeq and is a predicted model, not a curated record. The transcript has 5 exons. Bases 698 to 1897 code for a protein of 399 amino acids.